Messenger RNA from Vicia villosa (hairy vetch), 1720 nucleotides. Its product is annotated as F-box/FBD/LRR-repeat protein At1g13570-like. NCBI's taxonomy places the organism in Eukaryota, Viridiplantae, Streptophyta, Magnoliopsida, Fabales, Fabaceae. The coding region runs from base 219 to 1571 and encodes 450 amino acids. The transcript is spliced from 4 exons. The record is from RefSeq and is a predicted model, not a curated record. Gene Ontology annotation, molecular function: protein binding.
UUGACUCAACUCUACAGUUACGGUGUGAACCCUAAAUCACAAAUUAGAGCAAACCCUUCUUGUUCAUUACUUCCUGUUCAUUUGAUUUCUUUUUCUACACACAAUGCAUCAUUUCAUCUUUAUUAUUUCUCAAAUCAAUUAAUGUUUUUUCUUUGUUGCAGCUAUGGCAUUCCAGGAUCACCUUCUUUUCAUGGAACAACUCAGUCGGUAGCUUAACAAUGGGAAGAAAACAUAAAAAGUCUACUCGUCCUCGCCAAACAGUGAUUGAAACGGUGGUGACAGAUAUGAUUAGCUGCUUACCUGGUCAUGUAAUAGACCAAAUUCUGUCUUACUUGCCAAUUAGGGAAGCAGUGAGAACAAGUGUUUUAUCCAAAAUAUGGAAGAACAAAUGGUACACACUGCCAAAUCUUGUGUUUAAUAAACAAGGUGUCUCUGAUGUAGCUUCGGAAUAUGCUUUAGUUAAUCAUAACAAGAUUGUGAAAAUUGUUGAUCAUGUACUUUUAAUUCAUUCGGGGCCAAUCAACAUGUUCAAGUUCACUGUAGAUGAAGAUGAUAUCAUUGGUGAAAUUCUUGUGACUGAUAUGGAUCGGUGGAUUCUCCAUCUAACCGGAAGGUCCAUUAAAGAGCUUGUGUUGGAAUUUCAAUUUCUAACAGAGGAAGAAGAAGAAUACUAUAAGAUACCUUGGUGCUUAUUCUCUUGUCAAAGUUUACAUCAUUUGAAACUAAAAUGGUGUUGGCUUAAUCCUCCAAAGGUGUUUGAAGGCUUUAGGAACUUGAGAAGUCUUGAUUUAAAUUUGGUUACUAUGACUCAAGAUGCUUUUGAAAACAUGAUAUUUGGAUGCCCUCUGCUUGAAAAUUUGAAAUUGAAAGAAGUUGACGGUUUAACCCAAAUUAAUAUUCACGCACCAAAUCUCAAGAUUUUUGAAGUCUUCGGUGAAUUUGAGGGUAUUAGCUUUGACAACACUUUCCAAUUAGUUACGACAAUAGUUGAUUCAAGGUUUAAUUUGAGUCCUGAAAACGAUCAGAGUAUAUUGCAUGGACCCUCUAGCAAUUUGCUCGAUUUUUUCGAUCAUCAAUCUCACCUGCAAAGCCUAGUGAUUGGUAGUUGUUUUUUAAAGUAUUUGGCUGCAGGUAUUUUGCCAAUGAAGCUUCCUAUCUCUUGUAUUGGCCUAAGUUAUCUUUCCUUAAGCAUAAACUUUGAUGACUUGAAGGAAAUUUCGGCUGCUCUUUGUUUGCUCAGAAGCUCACCUAAUCUUAAAAAAUUAGAAAUAUCUGCACGGAUUGAGCUGCAUACUGUCCCUUUGACACCCGUCAGUGUCUAUUAUUGGGAUGAUACAUUUUCAAGGCCAGACACACCCAUUCAAGUGCAAUAUGUGACAAUAGAUAGCAUCUCUGGUUUCCAACCUGAACUGGAUUUGAUCAGAUUUCUACUUCUCUAUUCGCCUAUGCUAGAAAAGAUGAUUGUGAAGCCUAUUGUAAAUGUCAGACCGGAGUUGGUUCCAGAAUUAAUUCGGUUCAAAAGAGCGUCAGGAGAAGCCGAAGUUAUUUACGAGGUGGAAGACUCUUCAUAAUGAUUUGUUUUCUCCUUAAAUCAUCUAAUGUAUUAUGACUUUAAAGGUAGUUAUGACUGAAGUUGAACUUUUUAAUUAAGUGGCAAAUUAUAAGUGAUUGACACUUAAGUUUUUGGUUGUUGAUAAAUAUAUUCCCUAAAUUAAAGUUA